Otolemur garnettii (small-eared galago) is the source of this 1533-nucleotide messenger RNA. It is a transcript of the gene FCAMR, whose product is annotated as Fc fragment of IgA and IgM receptor. The record is from RefSeq and is a predicted model, not a curated record. Gene Ontology annotation, cellular component: plasma membrane. The transcript has 6 exons. NCBI's taxonomy places the organism in Eukaryota, Metazoa, Chordata, Mammalia, Primates, Galagidae. Gene Ontology annotation, molecular function: transmembrane signaling receptor activity. The coding region runs from base 10 to 1533 and encodes 507 amino acids.
AGAUGGAAAAUGCCCCUUCUCCUCAUCCUGUGCCUGCUACAAGGUUCUUCUUUGACCCCUCCACACAGAAGACCCUAUCUCAGAUGGCUACAGGACGGCUUUCUCCCCUCUGGGACCCACCUCUGGGCCAUUGAAAUGCCUUCCUCAUCCCUCUGCUGGCAGGAGAGUCCUUUGGCAGCUGCAAAUGCAUUGAAGGGGCCAAGGCUGGUGUCUGGAGUGCCUGGGGGAGCUGUCACUAUCCAGUGCCAUUAUGCCCCCUCUUCAGUCAACAAGCACCAGAGGAAGUACUGGUGCCGUCUGGGACCCCCAAGGUGGAUCUGCCACACCAUUGUGUCCACCAACCACUACACUCAUCCUCACUAUCACAACCGUGUGGCUCUAGUGGACUUUCCACAGAAAGGCUUCUUUGUGGUCAGGAUGUCCCAGCUAUCCCUGGAUGACGUGGGAUGCUACCACUGCGGCAUUGGGGAUGGAAACGCCAUGCUGUUCUUUAGCAUGAAUCUUACUGUCUCUGCAGGUCCUUCCAGCACCCUCCCCAUAGCCACUUCAGCUGAUGGGGGCCUCACCACAAGAUCCUUUGGAAUAGCACCUCCAGCAGCCAACAGAUGGACCCCAGGACCCACCCAGACCACAGAAGGACAGGGCACAGAACAGGACAGAGUUGCUCUAACCCUUGGAGCCAGCACCACAGCUUCAGCUAAGGGAAGUCAAACCCCAGGAACAACCAGAACAGCAAGGACAGGAGUCUGGGUGGUGGGACCCAUCAAGGCCACCGUUCCCAUUCCAGAGAGUCCAGCUUCAAAAACCAGAAGCAUCUCCAACAUAACAGCAGGUGUUUGGAUAUGGGGCACCAGAAGCUCAAUAACAAACAGGGCUGUUGUCAGCAAUGAUAGGAGGCAGAUAACAACUACCAUGGCUGACAGGCCAGGGGAGGAAACAGAAGGGGUCAAGAUAGCUCUAGAUGCAGCCACAAAGGUCAUAGGAACCAUGAGGCCAUCAGCCCUGGUCUCAGAAAAACUAUCCUGGGAAACCCUCCAAGAAGCAACACCGGUUUCUGAACAACGAUUUCUGAGCUCCAUUGAAGGAACAAUCCCAGGUACAGGCAUGUGGACCUUAGCAACCACCAGCAUAGAGACAGCAUCUAUGGAAGGAAGCACAGAAGCAGAUGGAGAUGGUGCUACUGAAGACAGUGGUCCCCCAAUAGCAGGCUAUCCAAGGCCCCCUGGAAAAGAGUCAUCCAGGAAAAGUGCUUUUCCAGAAAAGAACAGCUCCCGCAUCCUGACUCCAGUCUCUACCAUACUGGUCCCACUUGUGCUCGUGGCUCUGGUCCUAUUGCAAAGGAAGCUCUCAAGAAGGAGGACCUCUCAGGAGGCAGAAAGAGCACCAAGGGUCACCCUGAUUCAGAUGACACAUUUCCUGGAGCCAAGCCACCAAGCGGACCAGCUGCCCCACGUGGAAAGGAAGAUGAUCCAGGAAGACCCUCCUAUUGCCCAAGCCAGCCCGACUAUCCCAGAGAGAGACCCAGGGCCCUGA